AUGGCCCAAUCCUUUUCCACCGCAAACCCGAGGGCAUCGACUAUGCCCGCACAUGCUCCCACACAGGCAUACGAUCAAGAGAUCUUGGAUAUUGCAGACUAUGUUCACAAUUACAAGAUCGACUCCGAGGUGGCCCUUGACACCUCCCGCUAUAUCCUCCUCGAUACCAUCGGAUGUGGUCUAGAAGCUCUCCGCUUCCCUCAGUGCACUGCUCUACUUGGGCCCAUUGUUGAGGGAACCACUGUACCCAACGGUACUACCGUUCCAGGCACACCCUACCAGCUUGACCCUGUCAAUGGAGCUUUCAACAUUGGAGCGAUGAUCCGAUGGCUUGAUUACAACGACUGUUGGCUGGCCGCAGAAUGGGGUCACCCUUCUGACAACCUCGGCGCCAUCCUUGCUGUCGCAGAUUGGAUUGCCCGUACCAACCGUGCAGGAGGCAAGCUCGGCAAUGGCAAGAUUCCCACCAUCCGCGAUGUGCUCGAAGCCAUGAUCAAAGCCCAUGAAAUCCAGGGCUGCCUCGCCCUCGAGAACUCUUACAACAAGGUCGGCCUCGACCACGUCGUUCUCGUCAAGGUCGCCUCCACUGCCGUUGUCAGCAAGCUGCUUGGUCUCACAGAGACACAGACCCGUGAUGCUGUCACCCAAGCCUGGGUUGAUGGGCAGUCUCUCCGUACAUACCGUCAUACUCCCAACACUAUGUCUCGCAAGUCCUGGGCCGCUGGUGAUGCUUGCCAGCGAGCUGUCAACCUAGCCCUCAAGGUUCUCAAGGGACAAGCUGGCGUGCCUACUGUGCUCUCUGCGCCCGUCUGGGGCUUCUACGAUGUGCUAUUCAAAGGCAAGAAAUUCGAUUUCCAACGUCCCUACGGUAGCUACGUGAUGGAAAACGUCCUCUUCAAGGUCUCCUACCCAGCUGAAUUCCACAGCCAGACUGCCAUUGAAGCCGCCCAGAAAGUCUAUGCCACUCUGCAAUCGAUGGGCAAGUCGGCCAAGGACAUCAAAGAAAUCACCAACCGCACGCACGAGGCUUGCAUCCGUAUCAUCGACAAACAAUUCAAGGCUAUGGACAACUUCGCUGAUCGGGACCACUGUGUUCAAUACAUGGUAGCCACCAUGCUGGCAUUCAACCGCCUGGAGGCUACCGACUACACUGAUGGCGGUGAGGCGGCUACUAGCCCAUUGAUCGAAGAUCUGCGGAAGCGCAUCAAGUGCGUGGAGGAUCCUCAGUUCACUGCUGACUACCAUGACCCCAGCAAGCGCACCAUCUCAAAUGCAUUGACGGUAACUCUGAACGACGGUACCGUGCUUGACGAGGUAGUUGUCGAGGCACCUCUCGGCCACAGGCUGAGGCGCGACGAGGCCAAGCCUGAGAUCAUGAAGAAAUUUCAAAGACACUUGAGCCAUCAUUACGAGCAGGGCAAGAUCGAUGACUUGGUCAACCUGAGCACCGACGCGAGCAAGCUUGACAGCACAGAGGUCGAUACAUACAUGGACUUGUUCAGACAGAAGGAGAUGAAGUGGUGA
Messenger RNA from Cyphellophora europaea CBS 101466, 1524 nucleotides. Its product is annotated as 2-methylcitrate dehydratase. Gene Ontology annotation, cellular component: mitochondrion. Gene Ontology annotation, molecular function: 2-methylcitrate dehydratase activity; 2 iron, 2 sulfur cluster binding. NCBI's taxonomy places the organism in Eukaryota, Fungi, Ascomycota, Eurotiomycetes, Chaetothyriales, Cyphellophoraceae. Bases 1 to 1524 code for a protein of 507 amino acids. The record is from RefSeq and is a predicted model, not a curated record. The transcript has a single exon.